AUGGUUGGUAGUACGCCUACAAUUAUCGAUCUGAAGACCGCCUUCCUCCGCUCCCAGAUCAUCCUCCUCUCACAACCCCUUCGCCCCUCGCCCACAUUCACAGCUUCCAACAGCUCCGCCGAAGAGAACGCACUCCGCCAAAAAGCCAUCGACGACGCGCUCCUCAAGCUGAACCACCAGCUCAAGCAGCACAACAAGCUGGCGUACGGGCCGCAGGCACAGAGACAUGUUGCCGAGCAAGUUGACAUGCUGUAUUGGAAUGCGGGGGAGAGAGGGGUGAAGGUUGGUGAGGACUGGGCGGAGAGGGGCGCCGAUUACCGCGAGGAAUCUGUCAUCGAGCAGCUACCGGAGGCAUGGGGCGAGGAGGCAUCCACCAAAGCCCCCGAGCAAGCUGCCAAGUACGCGGAGCUACAACAGCGAUUGACCGCUCUGAAUGAGCAGCGAAGGGUCGCCCGGGAGAGAGUGGAGAGGUAUCGGAGGAUGAGGGACUUGGUUGGUUUGCUCGGGGAAGAUGCGGGUGUGCAGGAGAAUCUAGUGACGCGGAAUGGAGCGGUGGAGGUCGAACUGGAGAAGAUGCGACGGUUGAUGUUACGGGUCGAGAGAGGAGUCGGGGCGCUGGAGGAAAGGGGUGAAGGGGCAGAGAUGGAUCUGGACGGGGAAGACGAGGAGGGAAAAAUUCUGGCGUUGCUGGGGGGCUGA
Molecule: messenger RNA, 699 nt
Organism: Drepanopeziza brunnea f. sp. 'multigermtubi' MB_m1
Lineage: Eukaryota; Fungi; Ascomycota; Leotiomycetes; Helotiales; Drepanopezizaceae
Cellular component (GO): Mis6-Sim4 complex
Source: RefSeq, a predicted model, not a curated record